AUGGUUUAUAUGGAUUACGCUGGUGCCGGAAAGGCUUCGGUACAACAGAUGAAGGCUGUGGCCAACGACCUUACAGAUAUGAACCUUUCAAAUCCACACAGUAAACAUUUAUCUGGAAAAUUUACAUCGGCUGUGAUUGAUCAUAGUCUAAAAAAUUUGUUUAGAAUCUUGCAACAUUUCAAAGUCACUGCAGAUUCACAUGCUGUGAUAUUUACUUCUGGUGCAACAGAAUCCUUAAAACUUGUAGCAGAAACUUUCGACUUUGGCAAAAAACAUUUAAUUUUUCAAUUUUUUACUAACCAAACAUUUAUUGGUGGAGGAAUCUUUGUUUACAUGAGAGAUUCUCAUACCUCUGUUGCUGGAAUGAGAGAACUGAUUCGAAGCCGUUGUGAUACUGUCAGUGUUGUUGAUUUUGAAGACCUACAAGACCUGAAACCAGAUACAACUAACAGUCUGUUUGCAAUCACUGCAAUGAGCAAUUUUUGUGGUAGGAAGUAUGAUUUGAGAAAAAGUUUUGUGUGUCUUGAUGCUGCAGCUUGGACGCCUUCUUCAGUCCUAGAUUUGUCGAAAUACAAAGCUGACUUUACAGCCAUCUCAUUUUACAAGAUUUUUGGUUAUCCAACAGGCAUCGGUGCACUAAUCGUUCGGCAUGAUUCGAUGGAGCUGCUCAAAAAGAAUUAUUUUGGUGGUGGAACUGUACGGCUUAUGGUGCCUGAUGAUUUCAGUGUUUUUUAUAAAAACGAUUUCAGCGAAAGGUUGUUUGAAGAUGGAACAGUAAAUUAUUGGGGUAUUGCGGCUGUGGAACGUGGUUUUGAAGACUUGGAAGCUUACGGUGGGAUGUCAGAAAUUGAAAACAAAACUUAUCGCCUUAGUAGUGCUUUACGCAAACUACUGAAUCAAAAAUACGACAAUGGUUCCCCAGUUGCAAAGAUUUAUGAGCACAGCGGUGAUGCUUCUAGUGAAACUCAGGGUCCAAUAGUAACAUUUAAUCUAUUGCGAUCUGAUGGUACCUAUGUUGGAUAUGCAGAGGUUGAAAAAAUGUGCAGUUUAUAUGGUAUCGAGCUUCGGACAGGAUGUUUCUGUAAUCAAGGAGCUUGCCAAAAUUAUCUUCAAAUAUCACGUGAAGAGCAACUGAAGAACUUUCAAAGCGGUAAAGAAUGUGGCGAUCAACGAGAUUUGCAGAAUGGUAAACCACUUGGAGCCGUUCGAGCUUCUUUUGGAAGGCAGUCCACUGAUGAGGUGGUGCGCACAAUUGACUGCGGUGAUGAGGCUGCUAAGUGGAUAUCCAGGCUGACCAAAAGGGAUAACUGUCGCCUCCAACGAAAACUUGAGGAUCUCUCAGCGAGAACAUCUCCGUAUCUGCUUAUAAACAGAAAUUCAGUGGCUGAUGUAGCUUCCGUAGCUGGUCUGUCCACUGAAGAAGCAAUCGACAGAUUUCGAGCAAAUUUUGUAAUUGAUGGACUUGAAGCUUUUGCUGAAGACAGGAUAAGUCGUAUUCAAAUUGGGCAAACGUGGUUUACGGCUGUUGGAAAAUGCACUAGGUGUCAAAUAAUUUGCAUCGAUCCGACAACUGGUGAAAAAAAUCCAAGUAUGCUGCUUGCACUACGGGAUUAUCGAACAGAUACUAAAACAACAUUUGGCAUCUAUCUACAACAUGAUGUUGGCAGCGAAGGAAAAACUUUAGAAGUUGGUAUGCCGGUUGAAAUUGUUUGGCAGUCAGGAAAUUAG
This is a messenger RNA of Enterobius vermicularis (human pinworm), 1728 nucleotides long. The record is from the annotation of a GenBank genome assembly. Lineage: Eukaryota; Metazoa; Nematoda; Chromadorea; Rhabditida; Oxyuridae.